This is a messenger RNA of Necator americanus (New World hookworm), 1299 nucleotides long. RefSeq lists its product as uncharacterized. Gene Ontology annotation, molecular function: cation binding; protein serine/threonine phosphatase activity. Gene Ontology annotation, cellular component: cytosol; nucleus. The record is from RefSeq and is a predicted model, not a curated record. Gene Ontology annotation, biological process: peptidyl-threonine dephosphorylation. NCBI's taxonomy places the organism in Eukaryota, Metazoa, Nematoda, Chromadorea, Rhabditida, Ancylostomatidae. The transcript is spliced from 10 exons. The coding region runs from base 1 to 1299 and encodes 432 amino acids.
AUGGCGUCUAGAGACGUGAAUGGAGUAGACGCUGGAGAUAAUACGCUAAUUGAUGUUGAGAUUUGGAAAGAUGAAACAGGCAAAACAGUUGUCCAGCAUUUGUCUGAGGGUUUCGCGGGAGACGACGAAGCAGUUGCUGAUGGGGCCAUUCUUCGGUAUCGUGCCCCGUUUCUUCGUGUCAUCAAACACGAUGCUUAUUUCGAUGCGUUCAAUAUCGUUGUAGAAAGUAUGCUGAACAGACUGGCUCCCAUGUGGCUCGCUUACACUUUUGCUGAAGCGUUUGUCAAUGAUCAUGCCAAUGAACUGACAGCACAUAGGCAAGAUUACAUCGAAGGAGAGUAUCACCAAUCGGAUGGUGGCACUUGGUGUAGACAAAUAAUUACAAGUAUGCAUGCUUUUGCGAAGAAAAUUAUGAAUGGCGAAAGGACCUUGAGAGCACGGCCUGAUUCGUGGGAUCAAUUUCCUAUAUCCUGCGAAUCUGAGAAAGGCCGUCGACCAAGGCAAGAAGAUCGCAUGCUAGCCAUGCCGACCUUAACUCUUGUUUUUCCUGAUGCAGCUAGGUCAGAUGUUGGAUUGAUGGCUGUAUUUGACGGACAUGGUGGGUCGGAGUGCUCGGCAUAUUCCUGCGCGCAUCUCCCAGCUGAGUUCGUGCGAGCAUUGAAUGCUCAUCCAUCGUCGCUGGAAAGUUCACUACAGGAAGCUUUCGAGAGAUUAGAUGCUCGUCUAUCCGCACGGUGUGAGAACGAGCGGUGGCGGAGCGGAACCACUGCUGUAGCUGUAGCAGUCGACUCGAAGCAAAUCGUUGUUGGUUGGAUAGGAGAUUCAGCUGCUUAUGUUCUCUCUGAAUCUAACAAGCUUCAGAAGAUCACUAGAGCUCAUGUUCCCACAAAUGAGGACGAAGCGAGACGUGUGGAAGAAGAUGGAGGGCAACUAUUGUAUGUUCAAGGAGAGCUACGGGUCAAUGGAGUUUUAAAUCUUACCAGAGCACUCGGUGAUAUUGGCGGACGACCAAUGAUCAGUCCGAAGGCCGACACAACAGUGAUCGAACGGGACGUUUCACAUUACCUCGUCUUGCUUGCAUGCGAUGGGGUAUCGGAGUUGUUCAGCGACUCGGAAGUGUUGGAUAUGAUCAAGUCGUUUGUGGAAAAGCAUAGUUAUAAACAAUACUAUGACUUGUCAGAUCAUAUCUGUCAAGCAGCUUUGGCGGGUGGUAGCAUUGAUAACGUUACGUGUGUAGCCGUUUUCCUCAGACCUCCGAAAGAUCUUUGGGAACUUCUCCGUGAAGAUUCGGACAAAUAG